Messenger RNA from Phaedon cochleariae (mustard beetle), 1681 nucleotides. The record is from the annotation of a GenBank genome assembly. NCBI's taxonomy places the organism in Eukaryota, Metazoa, Arthropoda, Insecta, Coleoptera, Chrysomelidae.
GAAAUGUCGUUUUUAUUCGAUCAGAAAAAACUAACUUUACCCGAAUUUUAUAAGGGUAAAAGUAUUUUUAUAACUGGUGGUAGUGGUUUCAUAGGAAAAGUAUUAAUUGAGAAACUCUUGCGAUCAUGUCCCGAAAUAAAAAAUAUCUAUGUGUUGAUGAGGCCCAAGAAAAACAAAAGUAUGCAAGAAAGGGUUAAAGCUAUGUUCGACGUUCCGUUAUUCGAGAAACUGAAGAGUGAAAACGUCAAAGCAAUCGACAAAGUCCUAGGAAUCCAGGGAGAUGUCAGCGAAUUGAAUUUGGGAUUGAGCGAGAAGGACGUGAACACUCUCAUAAACACAGUUUCAAUAAUUUUCCAUAACGCAGCCUCUGUGAGAUUCGACGAUUUCCUGAAAUCCGCCAUAUUGACCAACACACGGAGCACCAGAGACAUCAUCACCUUAGCAAAACGGAUGAAGUCCAUAGAUGCGUUCAUUUACGUUUCCACGGUCUACUGUCAAGCAGAUCAAGAUGUGAUAGAGGAGAAAGUUUACCCCCCGAAACAUGAUUGGAGAAAGGCUAUAGAGUUGGCGGAAAACUACGACGAAGAAACUCUACAAGUGCUUUCUCAGAAAUACAUACAUCCUUUGCCGAAUACGUACACAUUCACGAAAGCUCUGUCUGAGAGAGCAGUGUUCGAUUUAUGUGAAAAUCAGCUGCCUGCCAUGAUAAUGAGACCAUCGAUAGUUACACCAACAAUCUGUGAACCUAUAGCAGGUUGGGUAGAUAACUUCAACGGACCCGUAGCCUUGAAUAUAAUUGGUGUUAAAGGUUUAUUGAGAAUAUUACUAGGUGACACUAGUACUGUGCACAACAAUGUGUUUGUGGACAAUGUAGCCAAAGGGUUAGCAAUAGCAGCUUGGAAAAAAUCAACUAUGGUGAAUCCGUGUUCAGUUGAGAUUUACAACCUAGCAAAUGAGUUCAAGAUGCCACUUUCUCACUUUCACGAGAUGGGAAAAACUAUAGCUGUUAAAAAUCCUCCAGACAGUUAUGUGAUGACCAUGACAGAUAUACUCAUAGUGAGAAAUCCAACAGUUUUCUACUUUCUUACUCUACUCCUCCAUGUUCUGCCUGGACUAAUGAUUGAUGCAUUGCUGCUAUUAUCUGGAAACAAACCUAGGAUAACCAAAAUCUACAGGAAAACCUACAUUGCCAGCAUUUCCCUCGUGAGAUUCAAUGCCAUCACUUUCCGUAUCAGAUCUGAGAAUUAUGAGGCACUUCAAAAAAUUCUGAUGAAUUCUGAUAAAUCUUCAUUCACGUACUUGUCUACGGGACAAUCGAUUCAUUCCAAGGUAGCUCAUCAGGGGGCUGUAGAUAUGUGGAUUGGAGUGAAAAAAUAUCUACUGAAUGAGACGCCGAUUGCCACCGAAGCUGCCAUCAGGAAAUAUGCAAGAUUUGUUACACUCCAAAGGAUAGUGACCCUCACUGGUAAAUUUGCAAUGGGCUUCCUGAUAGUCACGAAAUUCAUUCUUCCAGGUGUUACUUCCCUAAUCACCGAAAUAGUGGCAGACGAUGACAGCUGAGAGCGAAAGUCAUAAGGUUUUAUUUCGAUUUGUGUCCACAUCGAUGAACAUAUUUAUGUAAUUCAACAAUUGAAAUCCAUAACGUUAUUGCUAUUGAAUGAAAUAAAGCCUCUUCCUCGAA